GUACCCCUGCGUCGCGUGGUGUGGAUCAUCCAUAUUGCUGCUAGUGGUGGUGGAGAUAAGGGUUGUAAUCCUUUAACGACACGUUUUCUUUAUAUUUUUACACAUGUUUUAAACCGUCUCGGACUCGCUGAAGAUCUUUAGCAGACAGAGGAGCGGCAGAGGAGCGGAAUAACUUCACAUUUCCUUUGAUAUAUUGAAGGCGAAACCAGGGCCAGGAGGGUAAUCCUGAGGGGGGAAGAAAGACGGCGGUGUGGAGAAAUGGCCACUCAGGUGGAGGCUCUGCUGCCUGGCAACCCGCUGCAGAAGGCGGAGGAGCAGCACGGUAAAGUGAUCCGCGGUGAGCCGGUGGAGGAGGAGGGCGACGGCGGGGCCAAGCAGCGGCAGACGGAGAUGGGUGUAGCCGAGGAAGGGAGCAGCAGCUCAGGCAGCAGCCCCACCACCACCGGGCAGGGUGGAGGAGGAGUGACCGAGGAGCAGACCUCCAAAGCGGCUACAGAAGCAGCAGCAGCCGAGGAGGAGAGCAAAGAAGGAGGUUGUCAUGACAGCGAGGACGGUGUUAAAGGCAGAAAGGAGUUUACUGAAGCUCCACCGCCCAAGGUGAACCCGUGGACUAGGAAGAUGAAUAAUGCGGUGGUGACCGUGGUCAGCGUGAAUGGACAAGCAUCACACCACGAGUCUACCGGCCCCGCCAAGGUGGUGAGAGCAGGGAACCCGCCCAAACCCAGACGUGGAGGAAAGGUUGGAGAUUUCGCCGACGCCAACAGCUGGCCGACUCCUGGAGAGAUCGCGACUAAAGACAUGCAGAUCGAGGCAGUGACACGGACCGUGUCCUGCCCCCCGACUGUCAGGCAGGUCAGAGACUCGUGGAGAUGCACUGCUCCCAAGAAGACGACGAUCGUCAAGAAGGAGUCGAAGGAGUCGAAGGAGAAGAGGGAGAGCAACGAGGAGAGCAAGGAGAACCUGAAGGCCAAGUCGGACGACUCCGGAGAGGAGAAGAACGGCGACGACGACUCCCAGAAGAACGGACCUAAGAAAAAAGGAAACAAGCAGAAAUGGGUUCCCCUGAUGAUCGAGGUGAAGUCCGAGGGUCCCAGGGAGCGCUCGGCCUCCAGGAACAACAGCAGACAGAACGAAAACCCGCGUCUGCCUCCCAACGCCAGGAACGACCUCAGAGACUGGCACAGUCAAAAGUACGAGCGGGAGUGGCGUGACGACCACGACGAGGUGUCCAGCGUGAAGAGUGAAGGAGCGCCGUUCCGCGGAGGGUUCAGAGGUCGCGGACGUGGGAGAGGAAGAGGCCGGGGACGAGGCAGAGGUGGCAGAGGUCACUAUGACUACCACUACGGCUACAAGUCCUACGAUGCGAAAGACGGACCCGGCGCCCAGAAGUUUGGCAACACGGUGACCUACUACUACGACAACAUGAGCAGCAACGACCUUUACUCCGUCGACCAGGACCUGCUGAAGGACUACAUCAAGAGGCAGAUUGAGUACUACUUCAGCCUGGACAACCUGGAGCGAGACUUCUUCCUGCGGAGGAAGAUGGACCAGGAGGGCUUCCUGCCCAUCGGACUCAUCGCAAGUUUCCACAGGGUGCAGGCCCUCACCACCGACGUCAACCUCAUCCUGGAAGCUUUGAAGGACAGUAAGGAAGUGGAAAUUAUCGACAUGAAGAUCCGUCGGAAGGUGGAUCCGGAGCAGUGGCCUCUGCCGGGUCUGGCCAUGCUCAACCAACCACACACCGAUUUCUCCCAGCUCAUCAACUGCCCCGAGUUUGUCCCGAGGCAGAUGCCAGAGGAGCCCCGAGGCUCUCCCAAGGCCUCCACGCCGGUGAAGCAACACAGCAAGACUGAACUAGACAUCUCCAACCUCAAGACGAUGCCCAAGGGCCUCUCGGCCAGCCUCCCCGACCUGGACUCCGAGUGCUGGAUCGAGGUCAAGAAGAGGCCCAGGCCCUCUCCGGCCCGACCCAAGGUCAGCGCAGAGAAGGCCCCCUCGUUGCAGCAGCAGAAGGAAAAGGACGACCCGGUUCGCUCCCCGGUGCCUCAGCCUGGCUCCUCGCCCUCUCCUGCUACCACAGGAACUAAGGAGGGAGUGGAGCAGGACGAGCCGGAGGAGCUCGACUUCAUGUUCGACGAGGAGAUGGAGCAGAUAGACGGACGGCGCAACACCUUCACCGACUGGUCGGACGAGGAGACGGAUGGCGAGAUCGACGACCACGACGUCAACAAGAUCUUGAUCGUGACGCAGACGCCGCCAUACCUGAGGAAGCACCCGGGAGGCGACCGCACGGGACACCACACGUCGCGCUCCAAGCUGACCAGCGAGCUGGUCAAGGUGAUCAACGACGGGCUCUUCUACUACGAGGCGGACCUGUGGGACGACACGUACGAGCCCGAAUACGCCACCAUCAAGCAAGAAGUGGAGAACUUCAAGAAGGUCCACCUGAUCAGCCGCGAAGAGUUUGACUGCCUGACCCCUGAACCCCCCGUCGACCCCAACCAGGCAGUCCCUCCAGGCCCCCCCAAACCCCAGCAGAUCCCCACAGACGCUUUGGCGAACAAACUCUUCGGUGCCCCCGAGCCUUCCUCAAUAGCUCGCUCGCUCCCGACUACCGUGCCUGACUCGCCUAACUACCGCAGUGCCCGGACGCCCCGCACGCCUCGCACACCUCACCGGAAGGACCAGACCAUGACGCCGCGCUUCUACCCCGUGGUGAAGGAAAGUCGACCUGUAGAUGCCAAGACGCCCAGGAAGAGGAAGACCCGACACAGCUCCAACCCCCCCAUGGAGUGUCACGUCGGCUGGGUGAUGGACUCCAGAGAGCAUCGCUCUCGUACCGCCUCCGUCAGCUCUAACGCCAGCCCAUCGGAGGGCACCCCCGCCCUGGGUAACAUCGGCUGCACGCCUCAGUCCCUCCCCAAGUUCCAGCACCCAUCACACGAGCUGCUCAAGGAGAACGGCUUCACGCAACACGUUUACCACAAGUACCGCCGGCGCUGCCUAAAUGAGCGAAAGCGGCUGGGAAUCGGCCAAUCACAGGAGAUGAACACACUCUUCCGCUUCUGGUCGUUUUUCCUGCGGGAUCAUUUCAACAGGAAGAUGUACGAGGAGUUCAGACAGCUGGUGGUCGAGGACGGGAAAGAAGGAUACAGGUACGGUUUGGAGUGCCUGUUCAGGUACUACAGCUACGGUCUAGAGAGGAAGUUCAGGCCAGACAUCUUUAAGGACUUCCAGGAGGAGACUAUGAAAGACUACGAAGCUGGCCAGCUUUAUGGACUGGAGAAGUUCUGGGCCUUCCUUAAAUACUCCAAAGCCAAGACCUUGGAGAUCGACCCCAAGCUGCAGGAGUAUCUGAGCAAGUUUAAACGUCUGGAAGAUUUCAGAAUUGACCCGCCUAUGGAGGAAGGGGGCCGCAGAAGACACUCAUCCAGCGGAGACGGUCGCCGCCGGCACCCCUCUCUGCCCUCCAGCCGGCCCCACAGCCAGGCCAGCUCCGGCCCCAGCCCCGCCCCCACCGCCCAGGGCCCCGCAGCCAAGGAUGAUGCCAAACCCAGCAGCCUGAAAGCCCCCGUCGCCGACCCCGCACCAGAUGCCAAGACACUGAAGUAACUCCACAAACUCGCCGGCCCACAUGGAUCAACUCGACCACGUCUGCAAGUCGCUGGUUCUCUCUGCGCCACAGGAGGGGGGGGAGGGGGCGUCCAGUUCUUCAUUCAAGCAUGAGAAUAUUUUUUUCCCCCCUACAACGACUUUUGAUUGAGAAAUACGGAAGACAUAUAAUUAAUACGGCUACGGUUUAUUAAUUACGUUUUUGAGAAAAAAAUACUUUUUUUGUCUUGAGGCAAGGAAUGGAUAAUGUGUCAAACACUUUUUUUUCUUUUUACAAAUCAUUGCCAAUCCACACGGUGGAUGGUUCAGUGGUGAUUUACAACCCUGGAAAUUUUCCUUUUAUUUUUAUUUAAUUUUUUUUACAUUUUCAUGUUGACCCCCCUCUCCGUCGCUGGGACCCCUCUUUGAUCGUCACUGUCCUGCUUGGCUGAGAGAUAUUUGAUUCCUCCCCCCCAGAUCUCAGAUUUAUGAUUAUUAUUUCUUCGGCAUGUGGUGAGAUUGGAGACUUGGAAAUAGUUUUGAACAAGGCUGAGCAUCUGAAAGCCCCGCUAGCGGCCACGCCGGAGGUCGUGCUGCUCCUGACAUCCAACCGGACCAAAGCGGUUUGAACCGAGCGACUGACAUUUUCCAUCCGCAGAGCCCAACAGUGGCUGAAAAAAAAAUUAAUAUUUGAUUUACUUUAUGGCUGAACAUUGAGGGGGGAAAAUAUUAACGAACCAAAUGAUGAAAAGAGAGGAAAAAAAAGACUUGUAUCAAUCCCUCAGUAUGGACACGAUCAUUGAAAGUUGCCUUAUUUUAAUGGUUUUACUGCUUCUAACUUGUGCCCGCCACCUUAUUGUCGAUUGUACAGCAUUGGAAUCACCCAUAUACCCGAUCACCGUGUCCAGCAGAAGCCACUGCUGUGUCUGCCAAACUGUUUCACCAUCCCGCCCCCCCACCCCUCACUCCGCCACCCUUUCUGAGCUGUCUUCCAAGUGUCAUUCGGUCUGUUACAAGUCCUGUAAUUCUUCCCUGUGUUUGCAAGUUGUGGCUUUUUGUGCUGAAACAAACCUGGUGGAAGUUUGUCGCCUUUCCCCUCCCCCAUAAAAAAAAAAACAAAAACACUUCAGUGGGGUGGAGCGUUGGGAUGAUCUUCCUGACUUUCUCUCGCCCCCCUGCGCCUCCCCGUCAGACGAGCUGCAUCCAUCCGUUCAUCCAUCCGUUUGACAUCCAUCCAUCAGUCGACCAUCAGUGACGAUACAGGACUGGAAUCAUCAAUCUGGAUUACUUGAAGAAGCGAUGGUUAUGAGGAGGGCCGUCGUGCUCUGUCGCAGGUGCUCUGGGUGGAGACGCUCAUGAGGCUCAAGACAAUUUGGCCUCCGACUUCACUGUUAAAGCUGAAGCUCGCUCAGCCCGAUUGGGCCUCGGGCGCUCGCCACCUCUUCCUGUUCCACACUCGGAUACACACACACACACACACAUCAGUUACAGGCAUGAACACUGACAGGUGUAGUCGCACACAGGUACAGAUGUAGCAGUGUGAGCAAGUUGAAUACAAAACACAAACACACCCACACACACACACACAAACACACAGCUUGAUGUCUUGCCUCGCUGUGGACAAAAAUUCAAGACUGGACUCUGUUCUGUCGUCACGCUUCCUACAGUCAACCGCGUGGAUAAUUAAAUCUUUAUCCGACUCGAGUACUGAUGAUAUCAAAUGGGAGAGUGAUUCUUUUCUUCCUCCACUAAUGUAAAUGUGAAUUUGACAGAUGAAGAGAAAUGAUUACAGCUCCCUGCUACUUGUUUUAUUGUUUAUAGAACAGAUUAUAUAUUUGCCUUACAUGUGUACGUACUCUUUAACUUUUUUUUUUUUUUUCUUUUUUUUUUUUUUUUUUUUAAAUGGUCUCAUGAUUAUCAUUUAAUGCUUUUUAAUUUCAAUUUGCAGUGUUUCUAGCGUUGUUGUUGUUGUUAUGAUGGAGGUGGGCUUCGUGUCAGGCUGUUUAAAAACAUCUGUGGAUUUCAGAAACGGGAACAUAGUUAACAACACAAAAGGGAAAGUUGACAUCAGGGCGUCAAUUGGUAUUCAGUGCAACAAUGAAAUCUGUAAGCGUAUAGUGUUUCACGUUGAAAUCAGUUAAUUUGCUCCUUUUUUUCUUCUAGUAAAGAUGUUUUUGCCAAGAUGACAGAGCAGAAUUUCCAACAACAAACCGUUAAUAUGACUCAGACGAAUUAUUAAAUCUUCAGCCCCCUUGGUUUUCUACAAACAUUACGUCUGCUAAGUCUACAAACGCAUAGAAAUGAUUUGAUUUGGGGGUUCAAAUUGAAGGCGUUCACAGAAUUCUGGAAAAAAAAGUCUUAAUACACAUAUGGAUAUCCAGAUGCGUAGUGAAAUUACCCACUUUCUGUUGACACACUGCAAUAUUUGUUGCAAAACUUUUGCUCCCGAGCGAUUUACUGUCAAACAGCCCUGUCACAUGAGUAAAAAAAGUUCAAAUGCAUUUGAGGAAUUAAGAGUUUGGAAAAAGCCUGACAAUGUUUUAGAUCAAACUGUAUUGGACAUCUGUCUCUUUUUUUUCUUUUCUUUUUUUUUAAAAGUCUUUUUGCGUAAUUAUCAUUCAGCCUUGUUGGUUGAUGUUUCGGCAGAGUGGAGGUUCCUGUCAGUGUUUCAGUUUCUUCCUCUAAAUCCACAAUUGUUGGAAACAUGAAAAUGCAAAGCUGUACUUGCUUUUCUUUUUUUUUUCUUUUUUUUUAAUGUUUCGUUGCGUUACCUUAUCAGGGAGAUUUGGAUCCAUUUCAGAGGCUUACAGUUGAUGCAUCAAAGUGUUUACUGGAGGUUUAAAAAGACAGAAAAAAUAAGAGCUACAAAAUAUUCAGAAAAGAAGAAACUCGUUUCCCAAAACCAGCGAAGCCUUUGAAUGGGUGAGCUGGUGUGUGGCUGCAGACACGACAGUCAGCCACUAGAGGGGGGACCUUCUUCCUGGGACAGUUACAUGAUCCCUCCCUCUAAUGUGAUCAGCACCUGUCACCGGACAUUUGGGGGUUUCAGGUGUUUUGGGAGUUUUCAGCCUUCUCUAUCAGCAUAGAACUGCUGCUAGCUGUCCAGACUAACUCUAGGGAGCGCUGCACCCUCUGCUCGUCAGUUUUACACGGACAUGGGCCAGCGGGCCGGACACUGGAGAGAUGAGUGUUGGACGUGGGAAGGGAGGAGAAAGGAAAGAGAGAAAGAGCCCAACUGGGGUUUGUGAUGUCGCUCAGAGGAAUAUGGCUGGUUAUGAUGUCUGGAGACUGAAAAAAAAAAAAGGACAAAAUUCCAUAAAGCCAUAUGAAUAAGAAAUAACUGUAUAUGAACCAUUAAAAUAGUUCAUUACAUUACUAUAUCCUAGGCUUGUCAUGAGGAAAAAAAGAUGAAAAGGAAAAAAGGAACAAAAAAAUAUAUAAAAUGGAAAAAUGUAAAAUACUUGAAUGAGAUCUUGUAUUAUAACAUUUAAUAUUCAUAAUAUCUGCUUUGUAGGCUGAUGUGAUUCGCUAUUAGUGUUAUUUGUAAUUUGUAGUAAUUAUGCUUUUCCUUAAUAAAGAAAAAAAACACAAAACGGACAAAAAAACCUCAAA
Messenger RNA from Sebastes umbrosus (honeycomb rockfish), 7203 nucleotides. It is a transcript of the gene larp1, whose product is annotated as La ribonucleoprotein 1, translational regulator. The record is from RefSeq and is a predicted model, not a curated record. Gene Ontology annotation, molecular function: RNA cap binding. The transcript has 21 exons. Gene Ontology annotation, biological process: positive regulation of translation; mRNA stabilization. Gene Ontology annotation, cellular component: cytoplasmic stress granule; cytosol. Lineage: Eukaryota; Metazoa; Chordata; Actinopteri; Perciformes; Sebastidae. Bases 259 to 3612 code for a protein of 1117 amino acids.